Molecule: messenger RNA, 7950 nt
Organism: Girardinichthys multiradiatus
Lineage: Eukaryota; Metazoa; Chordata; Actinopteri; Cyprinodontiformes; Goodeidae
Exons: 15
Coding region: 217-7950 (2577 amino acids)
Biological process (GO): DNA repair; telomere maintenance
Molecular function (GO): DNA helicase activity
Source: RefSeq, a predicted model, not a curated record
GACAUUUAUUUACAAACCUACACAUAAUAUUCACUAACACACACACUUUCACUCACACACACACACAUUCACUCACUAUCUUCCCACAAACACUGUUUCAUUCAUUUGGAACAUAUUUAAAUACAUUUUACAGUUUGUAUUUUCUCUGUUGCUUUGAUCUAGAUAACCGGUUUUUUCUCCCCCAGUUUUCUUCUGUUUUUCUCUCUGUCCACCAGGAUGCCACGCAAGGGACGACGCUCUGAGGCCGCCAAGAAGAGAUGGAGGACCCUGGACCAGGAGGACCUGCAGAGCAGCCAGCCGGACGUCGCCAAGCCCAGGACAUCCCCACCCACCGCGCAGGCUUGGACCCCCACCCAGUCUCCGGAGAAGAAGAUGUCCCGACUGCUGGAGUCCCCGGGCCAGGUGGUUUGCCAGGAGGAGCCCCGUAGGCCAUUGACCUCUCUUGUGUCACGCCGUGGGACGGGGCGUCGCCAUCGUGUCGUGAAGUGGCCGUUUUCCCCUGUGACUUACCGUAGUCACAAGUUGGUCCUGCCAGCCGCGGUCCCGGAGAAGAGGUUUGUUCUUUUGGUUGGUGACUCCCAUCUGCGUGCUUACGUUGAUGAGUUUGUCUCCAUGCCAGAGGGCAACCUCUCCUUUGGGUUUCUUGCAACCCCCGGGGCCUCGGCGGACGAGUUGAGGCGUGAGGUGCUGGGAGCAGUUCUGCCUCGGACCCCCGAGGUAGUCUGUCUUCUGGCACCCGGCAACAACUUGGAAGCCAGAAGGACCGUGCAGCAGUCGGGCGCGGACUUCGAGGGGCUGCUGCUCGCCGUCGGCAACCUCUGCCCUAACGUGGUUGUUGUGGACUUUCCUCCACGUCUAACCGUGGAGGAAGACCACCAACAGCUGCUCCGGCAGGAGUACCACCGUGUGGCUGCUCGGAGAAAUGUUCGCUACCUCUCGGUAGUUGAACAUUUCCCGCGGAGCUGCUUGGACAUGUGGAGCAGGGAUGGCGUUCACCUGAGCGACCAUCCUGGGAUGGAGGUCCUUGCUCAGUUGCUGUGGGAUGCGUCCUACACGCAACUCGAGUUAAGUGCACCGACAUCUCCAGCUCCACCUCCUGCUCCUGUGACGCCUCCUUCCCCCGUGGUGAGACGUCCCCCCCCCAGGCUGGUUGUGGUCGGCGAGGUUCCAGCUCCGCGUCCUUCGGACCCUUUCGCUUGGACUGUUGUCCGUGGUGGCCAGAGGACGUCGCGCCAGGUCCAGAGGGGUGAUGGCUCUCCACACAUCACUGGGAGGAUGGUUGACCAACAGGGAGACCUGCUGGACUCCACCAUUCCCCCGAAUCCUGUGUGGUUCAGCCCAACGGUGCUGGAGGAGAUGGACCGGAUCGUUCCUGCGUCUGGCCGUGACGCUCCGUUACCGACGCGUGCUCCGAAGGGGAAGAAGAAAGCCAGUGUGAGACGUCGUCCACGACCCGAUCCCUCCAAGCCGAGACCGGAGGAGCUGCAGGUGGAGGGAGCUCCGACUGAGAGGACCAGGCCAGCCCGUCGCCAGCCCAGGAGAGCCGCCCCUACGUUGGAGGUUGACGCACCCGCCGAGUCCUCUCCCGCGCUGGAGGACCAUGUCAGGGAUGACAGCUGCCAGGUGGAGGGAGCUCCGACUGAGAGGUCCAGGCCAGCCCGUCGCCAGCCCAGGAGAGCCACCCCCACGUUGGAGGUUGACGCCCCCGCCAAGUCCUCUCCCGCGCCUCUGGAGGACCAUGUCAGGGAUGACAGCUGCCAGGCUUCUUCGUUGGAACCCUGUGCCAGCGGUCCGCCUGUCCACACUGUGAGGGCCACACAUUGCCAGGCUGACUACAGAUACGGUACAUUUUCCCGUAAUCACCAGUGUACCUGUAUGGCUCUGACAUUUUUAGCGUACCACAGUGAGGGGUUGCAGUGUGACACAGUGUUACUUGACAGAGUACUUGAGCAAGGAGAUGCACUUUAUGUUGGCAUUAAACAGCAGCUCAUGUUGGACGGUAGAUUUGUUGAUAAUCACUUGACGGUUGAAGAGAUGCCCCAACAAGUACUGACAGACGGGAACAUCUACUCUGUGCACACAACGGGUGUCAGAGUUGGUCGUGUUUUGUGUCAGAGUGAUAGCCCUCAAAGGUCACGGCCAAUGGGAUUUCCUCUUGCCUCACAACUAGAGUGCCUGUCUGAAAAUGUCACCCAUGCUUUUCUUUUGGUGACUCCAGAGUGCAUUGCAGUUUUCCGGGACAGAUACGGUAGGUUUGGAGUUUUUGAUUCUCACUCCAGAAACUCAGCAGGCCUGCCCCAUCCUAACGGAACUGCAGUGGUCAUGACCUUUAGCAACCUAACGCUCAUGGUUGCACAUCUGUACAAACUCUUUCAGAACCGUGGCCCCCAUGCCACGUAUGAGUUUGUACCAGUAUCGUUUGUCAGCGACGACAUUGGUGAUGCCCCUCCUCCGGCCUUGAGCAAUCUGAAUAUUUCACCUGGAUCCACACAAGCAAGCCCAGGUGCUAAGAAAUCAGAGAGCGCUUCUGAUGAAGAGGAUGAAGAGGAAAUGCCAGCUUGGCUUGUUGAAGUUGGCCACAUAUUAGAGGAAACCGUCCCAACAGUGCCAGAUGUGUCCAAAAUGCCGAAAGCCAGGAGGAAAAAAGUAAAAGACAGGGUCAAAGCACAGCUGGGACAGGAUGUAGUUAGAAAAAUGAAACAAAGAACAUCUGAGAAAGAAAAAUAUGAUACAUCGCCUACAUAUAAGGUAAAAAAACUACGGGCAAUGAAACAAGCAUAUCUUCUUCAACAUGCAGAGAGGAAGAUCCAGUUAACUGCUAGAUACAAGCGUGAUGUUGCUUACCGAAGGAGACUAAUGGAAUAUGUGAAGGAAAGAUACAGCAACGAUCCCAACUACAAAGCCAGACAGAAAGCAUUUAUGAAGAAGUAUAUAAAGGAAAGGUACAGCAACGAUCCAAUCUACAGAGGCCGAAAAAUGAAAUAUGUAAAGGAAAGAUACAGCAACGAUCCCAACUUCACAGCCAGACAAAAAACAUUUAUGAAGAACUAUAUAAAGGAAAGGUACAGCAACGAUCCCAACUUCACAGCCAGACAAAAAACAUUUAUGAAGAACUAUAUAAAGGAAAGGUACAGCAACGAACCCAACUUCACAGCCAGACAAAAAACAUUUAUGAAGAACUAUAUAAAGGAAAGGUACAGCAACGAACCCAACUUCACAGCCAGACAAAAAACAUUUAUGAAGAACUAUAUAAAGGAAAGGUACAGCAACGAUCCCAACUUCACAGCCAGACAGAAAAGACUUAUGAGGAUGUAUAUGAAGAAAAUGUACAGCAAGUUACAGUUCCGGGUGCAACAUAAUAAAAAAUGUGCUGUCAAUAGGAGACUAAGGCUAUCAAAGAAGACACUUUCUCAAAAUACAAUGCUGCAGUGUGCAAUGAGAAUCAGGCGAAAAUACAGAAGGACUUUAGGCUUUCUCCAAGGAACUCCACAGCCUCUGAUCAGCAACGAAAUGAAAGCUGCAAUUAUGAAAUUUCAAGAGAAAAUUCAACUUGGACCCACACAUGUCUGCACGGUUUGUCACAGAGCUCUUUUCCCGAGUCAAGUCAAGCAUUGUAACAGAGCCAAAUAUACCAAGAACAUUCGUGUGGAGGCCGAAUGCCUGACAGGUACGUAUGUUCACAUGUGUGACUCUGCAUGCUCCGCCCCGUGUUCUGUACCCAAAAAGAGGACUCAGGAGUGGAUCUGCUACACAUGUGACAGCUACGUAACCAGAGGAAAGAUGCCAUCAAUCGCUGCUGCCAAUCACCUGGACCUGGCACCGAUUCCCACAGAGCUUUCCCUAUUGAAUGUACUUGAGAGGCAAUUGAUUGCAAAAAUACUGCCUUUUGCCAAGAUUGUUUCAUUGCCCAAAGGACAGCAGAGAGCAAUUCAUGGAGCUGUUGUUUGUGUACCUUCGGAAAUGGAAACAAUCGUGAACUGUCUUCCCAGGCCCAGCACAGAAGCACAGCUUUUACAGGUUAAGCUGAAGAGGAAAAUUAAAUACAAAGGAUACCAAUACUUUUACACAGUAAACAUGGAAAAUGUUUUGGCUGCACUCAGAAAGCUUAAAGAGACCCACCCGGAUUACAAGGAUGUAAAUAUAAAUGAAAGUGCAACAUUUGAGGAUUUCCAGGAGGACCAACCUGUUGAGGAAUCACAAACCCAAGCAGAGGAUGCAGUCACAGACCAACCUGACCACAUAGGGGAAGAACAUCAGGCUCUUCGACCGGGUCUGAUCUUGGACACUUGUAUGCAGCCACCUGACAUAGCACAGGAAGUGCUCUCCUAUGGAGAUGGAAUUUUUAGUGUCGCUCCCGCCCAAGGAAACAAACCCGUUGGCUUCUUUACUGUUCCAAGGCUGGAAGCCAAGGCUUUUCCUGUGCAAUUCCCCACUGGCCAAAACACGUUAGACGAAGCCAGACGAGUUAUACUGUCACCAAGUAUGUAUUUCAAUGUCAGGCUUUUCUCUGUAGACACUCGAUUUGCCAAAGACCAGAGUUAUCUUUUCUUUGCUCAGUUUGCUACCGAGACUCAUAUGGCCAACAACAGCAUGUCAAUUCAGUCAAGAAAAGGCAAAGCCAGGAGCAAAGAAGGACAAAACAUUUCCAGCAAGAUGCUACAAGACAAAGAAGAGUUAGAAAAACUAAUCCAAAAUAAAGAGGCCACUCGUUUUAUGCAACCCCUAAGAGGAACUCCAGCUUAUUGGGAGAAAGGUUUGCGCGAUUUGCACGCCAUGGUGAGGCAGCUGGGAAAGCCAACCUUCUUUUGUACCUUCUCUGCUGCUGAAAUGAGAUGGCCGGAAGUCAUUGAGGCCAUCAAAGCUCAACACGGAGAGCAAGUCAACUUUUCAGAGCUCGACUGGAACACCAAGUGUGACAUUCUUAGGAGCAACCCUGUUACUGUGAUGAGAAUGUUCUCCAAGAGGGUGGAUGCUCUCUUCACAGAUCUCAUUUUGUCCCCUGCGCAGCCCAUCGGACCAGUUGAGGAUUACUUUUAUCGUGUGGAAUUUCAAGCAAGGGGUUCCCCGCAUAUACAUUCUGUGAUAUGGAUUAAGGAUGCACCUGAGAUGGAGGACCCCUCAUGUUGUGACCAAGUCAUCAAUUUCAUCGACCGUUACAUAUCCUGUCAGUUGCCCGAUGAAACCACAGACCCUGAGCUCCACAAAAUUGUAACGGAGGUUCAAAUGCACAGCAAAAAGCAUUCCAAAUCAUGCAAGAAAGGAAAUGUGCAAUGCAGAUUUGGAUUUCCCAAACUACCCAUGGACCGCACCAGAAUCACAGCCCCUCUCUUAUUCGACUUUGAAAAUGAUUGUGAUGAAAAAACUAAGCAAUCCAGACAAAAGGAUGGCCAGAAGAAGUCCAGAAAAUCGAAGCCAAUAAUCAUCUCAAACCAACAAAGAGAAGCAAAGAGGAAGCUGAAAUCAAUAAGGGAUUUGCUCAUGGAUCAAAAAUCUUCUUUCAAGGAUUUGCCAGAAUUACUCCAGGCUUGUAAGAUGACCAAAGAAGAAUACAACCACUAUGUGGAUGCUCUGACUUCUGGAAUGGUAGUGAUGAUGAAGCGUGAUCCCAAAGACAGCUGGGUGAAUGGAUACAACCCGGAUCUCUUGCGUGCUUGGAAUGCUAACAUGGACAUUCAGUAUGUGAUCGAUGAGUACAGCUGUAUUGAGUACAUGAUGUCCUACAUAGCCAAGCCAGAGCAUGAAAUGGCGCAGUUCCUCAAAUCCGUUGUCGAGGAUCUAAAGAAGUCCGAUGUCAACCAACGGGACGAGAUGAAAAAGAUCAUGCAGGCCUAUUCAAAACAGAGAGAAGUUAGCGCACAAGAGUCAGUAGCCCGUACAUGUAGUCUAUCCCUUAAAAAGUCAUCACGCAGUGUCAUUUUUAUCCAAACUGAUGAAGACUGUGUGAAAAUGAGCCUUCCCAUGAGCAAACUGAUGAACAUGGCCCCAGAUGAAGAGAAUGUUUGGAUGACAGGAUUGCCUGAAAAAUAUCUCAACAGACCUGAAACGUUGGAAUUUCAACACAUGUGCCUGGCGGAAUUUGUGUCGGAAUACAGGGUCCUUUAUGGAAAACAAAUUGAAGGACCAAAUGCAAUCCCUCUCCUAAAUGAUGCCGGAUACAUCCAGAAGAGAACAAUGGGCAAACCAGCAGUUAUCAGAUUUACCCGUUUCUCAGAGAAGAAAACACCAGAAAAGUUUUACAGACGGCUUCUGAAGUUGUACUUUCCACACAGAAGAGAUGAGGACCUGAAAAAUGAGGAACACACAACUUACAAAGCCUUUUACGACAAUGGACUCUGUGGUAGCUGGCAAGUUAAACAGUACGUUGAGUGGAACCGCAAAAGAUACGAAGGUGAAGGAAAGAAAAUCGACAAGAUAAUGGAAGAACUGACAAAGCAAGGACCGGUUCGCAAUGCUUGGAACACUUUUGCUCCUGAAGUUGAAUUGGACCGUUUGGAAUGCGUAGCGGAGCGACCCUCAAUCGAUGAAAGUGAAGAACAAGACCCUGUCCCAGAAUACCAAGUUGAUGUCAACAGUGGAGCCAUGCCAGCAAUCGAAAUACCCAAAUUGAGCCCUGAUUUUAUUAGACAAAUGUACCGUAGUUUAAAUGAGACUCAAGCGUCCAUGUUUUACGCCAUUCGCCAUUGGUGUCUGCAACGUGUCUGGGGUCAAAAUCCAGACCCGUUCUUUUAUUUUUUGACUGGAGGGGCGGGCUGUGGCAAGUCUCAUGUUAUCAAAUGUGUUUACCAGGAAGCAACCAAGCUCUUGCGCCAGCUUCCCAGAUUUCACGAUAUUGGUGACAUGUCUCAGCCCACGGUACUCCUCACAGCUUUUACUGGAACUGCAGCUUACAACAUCUCAGGCAAGACUUUACAUUCAGUUUUGAAGCUACCCAAAAGCUUAAAGCCACCAUACAAAGGACUUGGAAAUACACUGGAUGAAGUGAGAGCCGUUCUUUCCAAUGUAGAAAUCUUAAUCAUUGAUGAAAUCUCCAUGAUCUCCAAAGACUUGUUUUCAUAUGUCCACUGGAGAUUUCAACAAAUCAAGGGAAACACAAGACCAUUUGGAGGGAUUUCUGUUUUGGCUGUGGGAGAUUUCUACCAGCUGCCACCAGUGGGAGGAGCAAAACCUCUUUGUGUCACUGAGGCCGGCGUCCUUGAUAUCUGGAACGAAAAUUUCCACAUGGUCAGUCUGACGGAAAUCAUGCGACAGAAAGACGACAGAGCAUUUGCGGAGCUCCUGAACCGGAUUAGAGUUAAAGGGAAAGCAGAUUUACUCAGCGACGGCGACAGAUCUCUCUUAACGCAAACUAUUACCGACCCCAAAGAGUGUCCAAUGGACGUGCUGCAUGUUUUUGCGACCAACAAAGAGGUGGACGCUCACAAUGCAGCAGUUGUGGCUUCUUUAUCAACAGUAAUAGUUGAUGUUCAGGCAGAGGACUACAAGAGGGAUACAAAAACAGGAAACAUGACAAAUCUAGGUAGCCGCGUCAAAGCCAAGAAACGAGAUUUGCCUGACAAUCUACAAGUCGGAUUGGGAAUCAGAGUCAUGAUCAUAAGAAACCUGAACGUAGAGGAUGGUCUUGUCAAUGGAACCUUUGGCACUAUUGCAGAUAUCAUCACCAGGACUAAAGAUGGAAACAGAACCGUGAAAUUAAUAGGACUGAAACUGGAUAGUCCCACAGCUGGCCACACCAAAAAAAUCAAAGGGAAACCAGACAACUUUGUUUACAUCGAGAGAUUUGAGGAACAAACCAGCAUAAAAGGAGUUGUUCGACAUCAGUUUCCAAUCAAGUUGGCGUUUGGAUCUGAAUUCCCCACAGACGCAGCCAAAGAGACUGGCUGGGUGGUCCCAUUUAUGAUCCUCUGCCGCUCAGUCUCCAGGAUCUCCACCGUCAGUGGACUAGGGGAGUAG